This is a messenger RNA of Caenorhabditis remanei, 894 nucleotides long. RefSeq lists its product as uncharacterized. Gene Ontology annotation, biological process: embryo development. The record is from RefSeq and is a predicted model, not a curated record. The transcript is spliced from 3 exons. Lineage: Eukaryota; Metazoa; Nematoda; Chromadorea; Rhabditida; Rhabditidae. Bases 1 to 894 code for a protein of 297 amino acids.
AUGUGCUUUGAUAUUGAACUAAAACAAGAUUAUACAAAAGUAUUAUUUAUCUUGGAAGCCAAUGAAAUUUAUGGAUCAUGGAUGUUCAAUUUUGGAGAACCACGCUAUUGGAGAACUAUUCAGGUUACAAAAGACGACAUUUUUGUUGAUAAUGUAAAACGUCUCAAAUACUGGCCGUUCCUGUCUGUUGAUCCUCAACAGACACUGAAUUCGAGUGUUUCUUAUCUCACAAAUUUAUUCGAUAUCAAUGUUCGCGAUGUUCUGAUAGCUCCCGAUGAUUUUCCUGAAACCAGAACAUCUAUUUUCCCAGGAUGUAAUCAAUGUCAGAAAGUCAUAAUCACCGGAAAGAAACCAAUUUUAAAAAAAUAUAUGAGAAACUUUAUCGAAAACGUCAACAUAAAAGAACACCUUUCGUUUACAAUUCCAGUUGACUGCCACUUUUAUUGUGAUCCAAUUAAUUUCAAAAAGGGAGAAAUAAUAUUUGGAAAUACUUCAACUGGUUGGAUUACUCGAGAUAUUUUAUUCAAGUUUAAAAAUUCAAGAAUUCAAUUAUAUGGUAGCAAUACUCGCAACUUGAACGCAAACGAUUUUGAUCGGUUUGUGGAUAGAUGGUAUCGAUCUGAUGAUACUGAAUUUGAACUACUUAUGAUCAACUGGAAACAGUAUCCUGGAAGUCUAAACAUCUCGAAAUUCAAGCCGUUUGCAUGGAAUGAAAAUAGAAGAAGUCAAAACUUUCGAUUAUUGAAUACUGUGGCGUUAGACUGUUCUCAAGCAUACGACAUCCUUCGGCAUGAUGGAGCAUUGGCAACAAUUCUGACGAAUAGAGUCAACUCGUUGGUUUUUUAUGUCUGGAAUGUUCGAUUUCCUGAUACCACUGGAUUGGAAGUACAGUAA